UCAGUACCAGUACCUAAAGGUCUUCCUCCCCCACCUCCCCCUGUUCAACCUCCACCAGCUCCUCCCUUAGCUUUUCUCAAGAACAAACAGCCUGUAUCCAAACCCAUUACUUCCCAGGAAAAUAAAAGCACAGUAUCAAGAACCUUGGUGACCUUGGAGGAUCUUAAGAAAGUCAAGCUGAAGAAAGUUAAACAGGCUGAUGAGAAAGACAAAGAAAACACAGAGCCUGAGUCCAAAAAGAUUGGGUUCAAGUUGAACAAAUCUGAUAAACAAAAUGACAAGCACUGUCUGGUAACUCUGAGGGAUUUGAAGAGUGUGAGAUUGAAGAAAAACAAGGAAGAUGACAGUCUGGAAAAAAUAAGAUUACGAACUCCUGAAGAAAUGGUAGUCAUGAGAAGAAGUCUACGCAAAGUGAAUAUUAGUCGUAGUCCAGGUGGGACUCCUGUGGUAUCUGAUAAAGCUCUUGAGCAUGGAACUGGUCUCACACCAAUGAUGACUAGAGCACUGAGAAAGAAAUUCCAGCAUGCACACCCUUACUCUUCACCUGAUUCGCCAUCAAAGAGACAGAGUUUGUCUCCAAUGACCAUCAGAUCACCAAAGGCACAGAAAGUUUUAUCUCCUUUGUCCUUCAGAUGAAGUAAUUGUUGUUUUAUUUAAAUUAUUAGCUUUACAAAAGGGGGCUUGGUUAAUUUCCUAGGCUCAGUUGUUCAAAGGGCAGAUAACACCAUCCACCAGAUAAAUCCCUAUCUAAUGACAAAGUGUUAACAAAAUAUACUGCAUUAUCCACCACAAUGAGAUUAAGUGGAUGGUGUUAUCCGCAACUGGGACCUGGCAUGGCUAUAACCAUGAUAUUUCUCAGCAAUAUAAGGGAAAAGAAUUAAACACUUAUUUAAUUGAGUUUUAAUACCAUAACAUGCAGUUAAAUUUCUAUCACUAAUGAUCAUUAGUUUAUGUUAUGAUCACAGAUCAUAUAGUAUUAUUCAUGCUGGUCAAAGUUGACAACUUUUGGGGAAUGAUGUCAAAGGUGAAAGCUCUAAUAGCACACUAGCUCUUAAUUUGGUUUAAAGUUCUAUUUUUAUUCUAUGAUUUUCCAUUCUGGCAAAGUUUCAAAACUCUUUUAUUUUUAUUGCAUUAACACAUAUUAUUCCAUCACUGUAGACAAUUUUAAUUACCUUUUUUUUGGCUCCUAAACAAGGUGUUUAUAGCCUUUAAUUCAAGAUAACUGAUUUUAAUAGGCAGGCCAGGGCUAUUGAUUAAGAUUCAAAUGGAUAAGGACACGUGUUUCUCUUGCUUAAAAUAAGUACAAUUUGAAGCUUCUUUUUUUUUAUGUUAACUAAUUUUGUUUAAAUUACAAUAGGCCAUUUUACAGUUGUGUACUUAGUU
This is a messenger RNA of Stylophora pistillata, 1383 nucleotides long. RefSeq lists its product as uncharacterized. Gene Ontology annotation, cellular component: nucleus; cytoplasm. The record is from RefSeq and is a predicted model, not a curated record. NCBI's taxonomy places the organism in Eukaryota, Metazoa, Cnidaria, Anthozoa, Scleractinia, Pocilloporidae.